AUGGUAUCGCCGGUCCCUGCCUGGGCAGUUGUCCUGCUUCUUGCAGCACUCUCUACGGCCGCUCCCACGAUAUCUUUCCCGAUCAAUUCGCAGGUACCUCCUGUGGCCAGGAUUGGAGAGCCGUUCUCUUUCGUGUUCUCGCCGUCGACAUUCUCGUCGAGCUCGCCAAUCACUUACAGCCUGUCCAACCCUCCUAACUGGCUCUCAAUCGACAGCAAGUCGCGAAGGUUGUUUGGAAUUCCAGAAGAAGACGAUGUCGCGCCGGGACGUGUGAUAGGCGUGCCCCUGAGUGUCGUGGCUACCGACGACUCCGGGUCGACCACUCUCCCUGCAACGCUGGUUGUAUCGCGGGGUCCGGCCCCGAAGGUCCGGAUUCCCCUCGAAGAACAAGUCCCGGACUUUGGCACGUUUUCUCCUCCGUCGGCAAUCAUAUCCUCGCCCAGCCAGGCCUUCUCCUUCCGCCUGCGCCCAGACACGUUCUCAGACAACCCCGGCGCUCCAAUCUCCUAUUAUGCCACCAUGGCUGACAACACUCCCCUUCCGGCUUGGGUCUCCUUCGAUCCCGGCAGUCUCUCCUUUACUGGCCGGACCCCGCCCUCGGAAUCGCUCGUUCAGCCACCCCAACACUUUGCCUUCCGUGUCAUUGCAGGCGACGUGCCCGGGUUCGCAGGGGCAACGCUCAGCUUCGACAUCGUUGUGGGAACCCAUCAACUCACUGCGGACGAGACUAGAGUAGUCUUGAGCGCUACACCUGGCAGCCCUGUUUCGUACACGGGACUGCGAAGCAGGGUCAAGAUAGACGGGAAACCCCCGACGGCUCAAACUGCCACCAUUGUCUCCGUCUCGAACAUGCCCUCUUGGCUUUCGGUCGAUAAAGACACCUGGCAUAUAAGCGGAACACCCCCUGAGACUGCCGAGUCGACAAACCUCACCGUUACAAUCCGCGAUACGUACUCGAAUGUGCUGAACGUGACGGUUGCGGUCGAGGUGGCACACGACAAAGCCGGUCUUUUCAAGGGAAGCGUUCCUGAGUUUACCAUUACCGCUGGCGAGCCCUUUUCGUUCGACCUCCGGCCGUACCUGUCUAAGCCCGAGGACACGGACGUCUCAGUUGAGACUGACUCAUCUCAUUCUUGGAUCCAAUUCAACCCUCACACAAUUACAUUGUUCGGGGAUGCUCCAGGAGAGGUUCAGGAUUCCGCUGUCGACGUCAAUGUCAAUGCCAAGUCGAAAUCCUCGAAAGAAGCAGUCUCUCUGUCGUUCAGCAUCCUCAUACGCGCUGCUUCCGACGGCAAAGGAUCAACACCAACAUCCGAUCCUACGCAGACCACGGAUUGUCAACGCUCUUUAGGAGGAGACGACUCCGGAAAGGAGCGCUUCAACCCUGUCCUCCUCGCCAUUCUAUUGCCGCUCCUGGUCCUGCUUGCCCUGGCCACAUGCGCGCUCUUCUGGUACUUCCGCCGACGAAAGGAUAGCCGGAAGCCUGCACUCAGCACGCGCGACGUCUCCGGUCCCAUCACUGGCACCUUUGUGGCAAGAACCGCUGAACCCAGCGUCUCACGCGCUCUCCCUGAUUUUACGAAACGCUUUGGUAAGAGCUUCUCGGCCGAUGACGUCUGGGGCAUCGAAAAGAACGAGUACUUCGAAUCGCGCAGCAGCUUCAAGGCAAACCCGGACCCGUCCCAGCGUUUCGGGGCAGCCAGGCUGCUGCCGCCCAACGGCAGUCCUUUCUCGGAUCGCGCUACUGCACCAGAAGUAACACCUGUUAUCAACAGCGUGAGCCCCGGAAUAUCGCGGCCGGGUACCCGAGGGAAGAUCAGCAGCUCGCUCAGUUCUGUCACCGAGGCAAGCUUUGGGGAGAUUGUCGAUUCGCGUGGUCUUGACUCGGCCGGUAGUGAUAGUAGGAGGUCAUUCAGGGACAGAGUCGAAGUCAACGUGCCGAGACUCCCGCAGACGCCAGGCUCGGCGCACACAAGGACACCAUCCUCCGCAAACGCGAUGGAAACCCCACGCAUCGGGUCAUCCCUGACAGCUCCCGACACCGGGAGCGUACCACCAAGACCAGAAUCGAGGUUCUCCUAUCAUCCGCCUGCCGCAGUGGCCCGAAAAGCGUCCUGGCCUUGGCUCAAGGGAAUCAUGGCGAAACGGCAGGUUUCGAAACUCCUGCCAGAAAUGAGGAGAUUAAGUGAGCAGCCUAGCGUGUUGACAGUCGAGACUCUCGAAUCCGAGAAGAACGGACAGCCAUCGGGGACCCCACGCUUAAACAACGGGACCGGGGCGUCGGUCCAUGAUUUGCCGUCUCUGCCGCUUCUACAGUUUCCCAGUCGAGCUUCCUUCGACCGAUCACCGGCCAGGAGCGGAACGGCCGCGGGUGGGUAUUCCGGAGAUCUCAAUCUAGAGCAGCCCGAGUCAAGCAGUACCGCCAAUUUAAUCCCCCCAGGUCCCAGCAUGUUCGGCGGCCAAGAGAGCUCCAUGACCAGCUUCCCCGAUCAGCGAGGCAUCGCCGCAGACCGCCCAAAUCUUUACGACGACCUGGUGAUGCCCAACCCGUUUAGCACGUCAAGAACAUGGUCAACAAUGCCGACGACAGACGAGUGGGUGGACGAGACGGUCGAGAGUCUAGCUCUGAGCAGGUCGACCACCCAGCAGCAGCAGAACUGGACGGCGCUUCAAGGAUCACCAUCGCCUGUCAUCAGCGGCGGACGCGACGCAACGGCGCCCACGAGCCUACCAGAACUUGUGUCGUCGCUUCGGUUGCCGCAGCUUCCUACGGGGUUUGAUGAGUCCCUAGCUGUGCCGACCCCUGCCUCAUUGAAACCCAAAACAGCUCCGGUUGGAAGUAGUAAGGGUGUUGAAAUUCCUGAAUUGUUGGGUUUGGCGCACAAGAGUCAGUCGAAUGGGCUUUCGCUGCGGUCAGAGGGGAGCAAGUCGGAUCACGCUGUGUUCAUAUGA
Chaetomium strumarium is the source of this 2952-nucleotide messenger RNA. RefSeq lists its product as uncharacterized. Bases 1 to 2952 code for a protein of 983 amino acids. NCBI's taxonomy places the organism in Eukaryota, Fungi, Ascomycota, Sordariomycetes, Sordariales, Chaetomiaceae. Gene Ontology annotation, molecular function: calcium ion binding. Gene Ontology annotation, cellular component: membrane. The record is from RefSeq and is a predicted model, not a curated record. The transcript has a single exon.